AACAUUUGGUGAGACAACUUUAACUUCAUGUGUUGUGUAUCCUAAGUGUAUCCUAAGUGAGUCUGUGUGUUCACAACAUGUGAUUGGGGCAGUUCUGAACGUUUUGAAGUGUAGUGCUACUAAGAUUUCAACCAUGGUGCCUAAAGCAAAACCAAAAGCAGCCAGCUUGUUGGCAUUAAAACCAUCCAAGGAUGCAGAAUUUCGGAAGAAAUCCAUUAAAAAUCGAAAGACGUUGAAGACUGGGAAAAAAUGGUUAGCAGGACAAGAAGUGAAACGAGGUGUAAUUUAUCUCUCCCGCAUACCAUAUGGAUUUUUUGAGGCUGCGAUGUUAAAGUUUUUCCGACAAUUUGGAGUGGUCAAGAAUAUAAUACUGGCCCGGAGUAAGAAGACUGGAGCAAGCUGUGGGUAUGCAUAUAUAGAGUUUGAACACUACGAAGUUGCAAAGAUUGUGGCCAAAAUUAUGGAUGGCUACCUCACUUUUGGAAAAAUUAUGAAAUGUCAAAUCGUUCCUCCUGAGCGGGUAUCGGAUAAACUCUUUGCUGAUCGAUAUAUACGACCAAGAAACUGCCCUAGGGUAUUGAGUAGAACAGCUGCCAUUAACCAGCUCAAUAAGCGACGCACUCUGGGACAGGCGAGGAGUAGGAGACGUAGGCUAGCUGAUGCUUACAGGCAGAAAAUGGAUGUGUUGAACAAUUUGGGUAUUAGUUUGGACCUUGGACUGCCUGGAGUGAAGCUUCAAUCUGCUGGUAAUGACAUCAAUGAAAAUUCUGAUGCAGAUAAAAUUGAAAUGUGUGAAGAAAAUGUGGAACUUACGGAGGAGCAGAGAGUAGAGUUUAGCAAAGCAAAGAAGGACUUGACUAAUAAGAUAAAGGUUAGUCUGAAGAGAAUGGCAAAAACGAAAAAAGGGAAAAAAAUGGCUGAAAAAGCAACUGAGGAUAUGAACCUUCAAGAACCUGUUAAUGGUACUGAACCUCCUACAAACCCACCAUGUAAAGCUGUGUUAUCCACUAAAAAGAGUUUGGGCCGUGCAAAGAAAACUUCUCAGAAGAUUAAGAAACUGACUGGCAAAGGUUUGGUUUGCAAGAAAAUCAUUAAGAUGCAAAACACAUUGGAAGAGAGAGGCAUUUCAAAUGAUGAAAGUGCUUCUGAGAACCAGGUUUCCUCUGCAGGUAUUGAACUAAAUGGGAAAAAGUCACCAAUUAAUAGAGUUACUGCUGUGAAAAGGAAACUGAACAACAAUCAAACACAGACAAAGAAAUCAAUCAAAAGGAUCAAAGCUGUGCCAGUUGCAACGGGAUCAGAUUCCCAGUCUCUAUCGGCUGUGAAACGUCAGAAAAAUAGAAAUAAAUCUCCAACAGAUGCAUCUAAAAGUGAAAUAACACAAAUACAAACAGAGAAAGUACAUUUGCCCAAAGCUGGUAAGAAAAAUCGAACUCUGAAGAAAGCUAAAACUCUUCAAAAGAGAAAAAUUCUCAAAAUAACUUCGCCUAAAAAUACGGUAAUAGAGAACGUGGAUCAGACUCCAACUCUAAACUCGCUGAAAGUUUCACAGUCACCGGGGAAAGUACAGAUGUCUGUAACUCCUAAUAAAUCUAAAACCCCUAAGAAAGAUAAAACUGUCAAAGGUAAAAUUAAUAAGAUGGUAGCAUCUUCAGAUUCAGCUCUGAGGAGCACUGUGAUGAGAGUGGCUCAGUCAACAGAAGAUUUGGAGUUAUCCUCAACUCCAAAAAGAGCAAAAAUGCCUGAAGAGGUGAGUGUACCAGCAAAUAAUGUACAGUUAUCCACAAAUCUGGACAAAUCUGUGAUGCCCAAGAAACGUAAAAUGCCCCAAGAAGCUGAAACUCCAAAGAAAGCCAAGACCCCUAAAAAGAAAAAUCAUAGCCCAAGCUCUGUUCAGACUCCCAAGAUGAUUAAAAGUGGGAAAGUAAUGGUUACUCCCAAAAUUCUAGGCUCUGGAAAGAAAACGCCUCAAAAAGCUAAAACUCCAAAGAAAUUCAAGACCCCUAAGAAGGCAGUUACUCCUGAGGAAGUUUUACCUUUGAAAAAAAUACAUAGCCCAAGCUUUGUUCAGACUCCCAAGAUGAUUAAAAGUAAGAAUGUAAUGGUUACUCCCAAAAUUCUUGGCUCUGGAAAGAAAACUAAAUUGGUAGAUAAAAAACUCAUGGCAACAAAAAAGAAGUUCAAACUGUCUACACCUCUACCAAUCACUCCCAGGCAAAAGAUUAAAACAAAAGCCCCCAAGUCUGCUUAGAUGAAAUUUGCUGUCCAUGUUCUUAUUUUAUUGGGAAAUAUAUGUAUUAAAUAGAUUUUCAAGAGAAGUGUAUGAUUGAGCUAUGUUUAUAUUUAUCGACAGUACUAUACUAGAAUAAAGUAUUGUGCUUUUCAUUAAAUUACUCUGUUAAUCCAAUACUUUUGACAUCACUUCUCCUCUUGUACUUCAGUGAUACCUAUCUUCUUGAAUCUGGAAUGGGUUCUGGGAGAUGUUCUUCUCACUAAGCCCAGCCUGGGGCCAGGCUUGACCACUUUAGACUGCAAAAUAGUCUUCAGCCUUGAUGCCCUCAUUUUGAGUACUGUACUACUUUAACCCUAAAGUGAGGUUAUUGUCAUACAUAGGUUCACAGGGUAAUGUAGUUAUCUUGUGUGGAUUCUAACUUCAAAAGAGAAAAAUUCUCAAAAUAAUUUCGCCUUCGCCUUAAUUAACUUCAAAAUAACUAUUAUUGUCUGGGUUUUAUAUCAAUAUGGAUAUAGUGGCUAUAUGGAUGUAAUACAGUUUACGUAGAUCAAUGAAAAAGUCAAGCUAUUUUAUUAUUGCUUACUAAGCAAAUGUGGUUAUCACAAAUGUAAUUUGCCAAUGCAUUAAUUGUCAAAAAUAAAAUAAGUACGUAAUUAUGUAUACUGAUUAUGUUCAUAUAGUUUUCUCAACUAUAUGGUGACAAUGAAGUUCAUUACAUGUACCGUACAAGUGGCAUGUCUUCAUCUCUGGGCGUCUAUAUUGUCGCUCCAUAUGGUUCCAUUUAUCCUCUGUGGCAUCACCCAGAACAGCACUCAUCAAUAUUUUGUUCAUACAACAUUGAAACAUACAUAAAUACAUACAGUGUAAGCCUAAUACAGUGUAGAUGACAAAUCAGGGAGGCCCCCCUCCCCCCUCAAUUGUGAGACAAGUCUACUGUGCUACAUGGUUGCUACACAUCUGUAUAUCCAUAUACAAGAGAUUCACUGAACUAAUGCCUCCUACACCCCCAUUAUUAAAUUAAAACAUUGCAUCCACAUUAUUUUUUCUUACUGCCCAUUUGACUUGCCGUACCUUUUUAGAAAGGUUCUGACCUUCAUUACGUUACACUUAUCUAUUGAAUUUCAGCAGCCAUUUAUCAGCACAGCUAUGCCUUAUGGAGACUGAAGUGACAACUAUGUCCCAAAUAGUCUAUGAAGGUGACAACCCUUACGUAAGUAAUUAUCAAAAGAAGGCACCAAGCCAGGUAGGCUAUGUAACACCAAAACCCUUACAUAAACUGUAAAGGUGACAGCCAUGUCCCUUAAAUAAACUGAAGGUGACAGCCAUGUCCUUUGCAUAAACUGAAGGUGACAGCCAUGUCCCUUACAUAGACUGAGCCUUAUGGAGACCAUGAAGAAGAUAGCUGUACACCUUAUGGAGACUGACGGUAAUAACCAUGUACCUUAUGAAGAUGGUGAAGGUGAUAACCACGUACCUUACAAAGACUGUGAAGGUAACAGUUGUGCCUCUUUGUGCCGAAGGACGGUAAAAGAGACAGACAGGUGAAAUAUGGACUUGUAAAUGAAUAUCAUUGUAAGCAGUUAAAAUGAACUUUCUAGAAAGGUUGAUCUACCUGAUCAACCAGGCUGUGAUACACACGUCAGGCUGCAAGCAGCCACAUCAAACAGUCUGGUUGAUCAGUCCAGCAACGAGGAGGCCUGGUUGACGACCGGGCCGCGGGGACGCUAAGCCCCGGAAACAUUUGAAGGUAACUGCCUUAUAGAGACUUGAGAAGGUGAUAACCAUAUGUCUUACGGAGACUUGAGGGUGAAAGCCACGUGGUUACUCGUCUAAUAUUUUAUAUGGUUUUGACCAGAACCACUAAUGCUACAACAGUAAUUCUUAUGGAAGCUGGAACAUGACGCUAAAUGCUAAUAAUGGAAAGCAGUUAGCUAUGUAGUUUAAACAUUUAGCUGGUUGGUCCUUGAAUCCACUACAAUGGCAGAUUGGAUAAUACACAGGAUUCUCAAAUUUAAAUUAAAAACACCUGUAUGUAUUCUUGAAUCCAAAGGCUUCAAUAUUUAUUGUCAUAUAUUAAACAAAGAAUAAAAUUUUAUUCAAUGAAACACUGCCUGUAUUUCCAUAAUUAUGAAAACAGUACACUUAUUAAAUAUUUUAAUCAUGUAGAGUACAAUGCACCCUCCAAAAUCCAGACAUUCCUGUAAUGGAUCCCUCUAAACUACUGACAAAAUCUGUGCAAUGGAUAUUCCCCUCUAAAUUGUAGAUUUCUAAA
Molecule: messenger RNA, 4505 nt
Organism: Procambarus clarkii (red swamp crayfish)
Lineage: Eukaryota; Metazoa; Arthropoda; Malacostraca; Decapoda; Cambaridae
Product: neurofilament heavy polypeptide
Biological process (GO): maturation of LSU-rRNA from tricistronic rRNA transcript (SSU-rRNA, 5.8S rRNA, LSU-rRNA)
Cellular component (GO): nucleolus
Molecular function (GO): RNA binding
Source: RefSeq, a predicted model, not a curated record